Molecule: messenger RNA, 3592 nt
Organism: Orbicella faveolata
Lineage: Eukaryota; Metazoa; Cnidaria; Anthozoa; Scleractinia; Merulinidae
Source: RefSeq, a predicted model, not a curated record
UUUCUUUUUGAGUGCCAGCGGUUUUCCAGUUAUAAUUAAAUCUCAACCUGCAACCUGCAACCUACAACCUGCAAAUUAUACCUGCCGUCGUGCGGCCCUUCUAGGAAAUGCCAAAACAAACCCACCCGAACAAGUUCAGAGACAGGCUGCUCGCUUCGUAACUAGGACCUAUUCAAGAGAGGAAGGACUGAAGCAUUGAAUCAUCUUAACUGGCCGCCAACACAGAAGAACCGACAGCCAGACUCUGCAUGCUCUACAAAUAUCUUAAUCAAGAAGCAGAAGUGACAAUUCCGGUUCAUCACCAGACCUUAUUCCGCACCUGUGGCGCUCACUCCCAGAAUUUUAUUUAACUACCGCUGGCAUCAUGCAUCCGUUUUUGGCCGACAACAAAUACUGAUUGGAACAACUUACCCGCUGAGGUAAUUACAUCCAAAUCAUUAAGUCAUUUCAAGUCAGCUUUGAACAAGACACCGUUGACAUAGUUCUCUUUGUUUUUGGACUGCGUGCACUAAUUUAAUUUUUUUUUUCAACCUAUUUGUUUGUUUAUUUCCAUAUUUUCUCAGUUUUCAUAUUACUUGCGAACCGUUCUGAUAGGAUAUUGUAAGUUAAGAAUGUAAAUGUAGUUUGGCUCUCUUUAUAAAGGCGAUGACAGAUAAGAGUCCGAAAUAGAAGGUGACGACUGAUUUAAAAAACGCUCAAACUGACGGUUAUCUCAACGUGAUUCCAAUUUCAAUGAGCAAUUAACUGAAUGGUAAAAAAAUAGAGCACACUAAAUGUUUCGUGCCUCCUAAGAUCCAAUCCCCACGUCCAUGUCGUAGGAGGUGGAAACAGGCAAAGUAGGGGGUUGCUAGGCAGGGUGAUGCAUGGUGGGGGGUUAAUCUUCCCGAGCCGCUACGGUAGCCAUGAAGGCCUGCCUGGAUCUACCCUGAAACGUGCUGGCUAACGGGAACCCUGGUGAAGCUGACUGGGCCAAUCACCCAUCAGUGGAUACAAACGAUUACAGAAACGGAGACAAUACUGAGUAUGACCAGCCCGACUCGUGAAGAGGUCUCUUCCGAGAGCUAUAUGGCACCAUCUGGCGAAGCCCUGCCAGGAGCCAGACGGCUGAAAUCUCUUCUGACGAUGAAGGCUAUAACAAAGAUUGCGAUCUGGAAUGUCCGUACCAUGUAAAGCUGCACAAGUGGCAAACGAAAUGCGCCGCUAUGACAUCGCAGUGUUCGGCAUCUGCGAAAGCAGAUGGAAUGGAUCUUGCUGCAUAACACUAGCAACAGGAGAGCAGGUGGCUUACUCUGGGCGUGAGAAUGAACAGCAUGUACACCAAGGAGUGGCUUUUAUGAUGAGUAAGUCAGCAGCAAAAGUCUUGAUCGAAUGGGUCCCUGUGUCACCGAGGAUCAUCACUGCACGAUUCAACUCUAAGGGCAGAAAGGUCACCCUCAUAAACUGCUAUGAUCCAACCAACAACAGCACUGAUGAGCUAAAACAAGAAUUCUAUUCUCCUUGGGGACGUUAAUGCCAAAAUUGGAUCACACAACACUGGAAGAGAGAGGAUCAUGGGGCGCCAUGGAUUAGGCUGCAUAAAUGAUAAUGGAGACCGGUUCGCCAACCUAUGUGCUUUCAACGAUCUAGUCAUUGGUGGCAACAUUUUCUCCCACAAAGCCAUCCAUAAAGCCACAUGGAUCUCUCCUGAUGGUAGAUCAUCUAACCAAACUGACCACAUUGCAAUCGGCAGAAAGUGGAGGAGAAGCCUUAUGGAUGUGAGAGUCAAAAGAAGGGCAGAUGUUGCUUCUGACCACCAUCUCCUGCUAGGGACCCUUAAAGGUAAACUUAGGGCCCAUCGGGACCUUUCAAGUAGACCACGCUACAAAUACAACACCCAAAACCUGAAGAGCAAAGAGAUAGCAGAAACAUUUAGUUGCUCAGUAAAGAAUAGGUAUUCAGCCCUUGAAUUUGUGGAAGAAGAAAUAGACAGUCACUGGAUAGCACUGAAACACACUUGGCAGGAGUCCUGCGAUGAAGUCGUGGGCAAAAGGAAAAGAACGCAGAAGGAGUGGCUCUCAGCAGAGACAUGGAAUCUGAUUACACAGUGGAAACGCUUGAAAGUCGAAAUCAGUAGAUGCAAUGAGCAAGCUAAGAAGAGCAGCUUAACUUUAAUGUACCUGCAACUUAACAAGGACGUAAAGAAAAGUGCCAAGAAAGACAAGAAGGAGUUCUACAAUACUCUUGCCACGGAAGCAGAAAGUGCAGCAGGACAGCGAAACAUGAAAAGACUAUAUGACAUAACUAGAACAAUGUCAGGAAAGAGAAGAAGCCAGUCAAAGCCAGUUAAGAGCAAGGAAGGUGUUACUAUCACUACAGAGCAAGAACAAAGGACAAGAUGGGUGGAACAUUUCCGGGACAUUCUGAAUAGACCACCCCCCACAGAAACGCCAAACACCACUGCUAAUGAAGGGCCUCUAGUCAACGUUAAUGUCAACCCACCAUCUAAAGCAGAAAUUGAACGAGCGCUGAAGCAGCUGAAGAAUGGGAAAGCGGCAGGUCCAGAUGGCAUCCCCCCUGAAGCUCUUAAAGUAGACCCAAACACUACGACAGCCAUGUUACACCCGCUUUUCCUUCAGAUCUGGGAAAUGGAGAAGGUUCCAUCGGAAUUGCAGAAUGGCUAUCUUGUCAAGCUGCCAAAAAAAGGGGAUCUUGGGCUCUGCAAGAACUGGAGGUAAAUCAUGCUCCUCUCAAUUCCCAGUAAGGUUUUCUGCCGCAUUAUCCUAGAAAGGCUGAAACAUGCCCUAGAUCACAAACUACAUUGUGAGCAGGCAGAGUUUAGGAAAGACAAAUCUUGCACCGAUCAUAUUGCAUCCCUGAGGAUAAUGAUCGCACAAUCUAAAGAAUGGCAGACUCCGUUAUACAUGAACUUUAUUGACUUCGAAAAAGCUUUCGACGGUGUUGACAGGAACGUCACCUGGCAACUCAUGGGUCAUUAUGGAGUCCACCAAAGUUUAUUAGGCUGAGUCAGGAGUUAUAUGAAGCCUCAUCUUGUCAAGUCAUUCACAUCGGGAAAUUGUCAGAGCCAUUUAAGAUGAACACGGGAGUCCGUCAAGGCACCUUGCUGCCACCAAUGAUCUUCAUAAUGGUCAUGGACUGGAUUAUGAGAGAGGUAGAGAGUCAGGGUAAAACAGGUAUACAAUGGACACUUACAUCUCAACUCCAUGACCUGGAUUAUGCAGAUGACAUAUGUCUUCUAUCUCAGAAACCGCAACAUAUGCAAACCAAGACCGACCAUCUGGCACUGGUUGCAGAGAAAACUGGCCUCAGGAUCAGGAAAGAAAAGACCAAAGUCAUGAGAGCUAACAGCAGACAGUGGGAGAAGAUCAAGCUGAAAGAUAUGGAGGAUGUCCACAGCUUUAUGUAUUGAGGGAGUAUCGUCACAUCAGACGGAGGAGCGGACAAAGAUGUAAAAAGCAGGGUAGGGAAAGCCAGGCAGGCCGUUAAUGCCCUAAGACCAGUGUGGAACUCAACAUCCGCAAGCAUUUCCUGGAAUUUAGGAUCUGGGGCCCGUUUCUCGAAAGCUCCGGAAACUUUUCGGGCCCGUAAGGCCAUU